UAGGUAUAUAUAUGUAAAAUGUAACCAUUUCAUUAUGAAUCGAAAAAUUAGUUUGCCAAGAAAAAAAAGAAUAUGGGUGUAACAGCAACUGCAGUUUUUUCUUCAAAUUCCAUGUCUCACUUGCCCUCCUUCUCUGCUUUAUGUAAACCCAAGUUGACAAUCUCAAUACCCAAAGAGAUAGCAUAUGGGCUUUCCGUGAGUACAAAUCGUAGGGAUUGUCAUUGUUCAGCUCUCUCCACCAUAAGAGCAGACGGGAGCAGGCGGCGGAGGUCUUCAAAAGAUUCUACGACAGGGAAAAAAUCCAAAGGAGCUGAGCUCAAUAUACAGUCAUCCCCUGACAGUAAAUCGUCAAAAUCAUUAAACCAGGAAGAGAUCAUUUCUCUUUUCAAGAGAAUACAAUCUUCGAUUUCAAAAGGUGAUUCUACAAGUUCCAAGAAAAGAAGUACCACGUCCUCUGAAGAGAAGCCCGCUAUUGAUUCGGUCUUGGAAAUCCUUCGUCAUUCAAAGACACAACCAAAAGGUACAAAGUCAAAUACGAAGGAUGACAAGGGUUCGACACAUCAAAGAGGCCAAAAGGAACCAGAAACAGACUAUUCACCAGCAUCAGAUCCAAGAUCAACACUCCUACGGUCAAGCUUUAAGAAAAAAUCCCCUGUACAAUCUCCAUUCUACUCCAAAGAAAAGGUUGAGCUCAAGACGGAGACAUCACUGGAUAAUCAUGGUGAAAGGGAAGCAAUCAAAAUUGAAGAAAUGAAACUUCCUCAACUUAAAGAACUAGCAAAAUCUAGAGGACUUAAGGGUUAUUCGAAACUGAAGAAAAGUGAACUAGUGGAAUUGCUCAUCAGAUGUUGAAACAAUGAAGGGAUGAUCAAGUUGCCCCUCCAAUGCUUUACAUACUUGACAGUUAACUGCAGGACUCGUCUCUUUUUCAUAUUUGCUUUCUUUCACGGAGAAACAGGAUGGAAGACCAAAGUGUGGGAGUUUAACACAUUCAUUUGUUGUUUGUUUUUACCAUAUGUUAGUCUUUUAAGUCUAUUUGCAUUCAUGAAAUCUUUCUCAAGUUGCA
Molecule: messenger RNA, 1066 nt
Organism: Capsicum annuum
Lineage: Eukaryota; Viridiplantae; Streptophyta; Magnoliopsida; Solanales; Solanaceae
Product: rho-N domain-containing protein 1, chloroplastic
Exons: 3
Coding region: 73-852 (259 amino acids)
Biological process (GO): DNA-templated transcription termination
Source: RefSeq, a predicted model, not a curated record